UGUCAAAGUAUGGAAGUUACCUAAAUCGCAGAAACUUUAUUUUAUUUCUUCCUGCUGGACACCUUUUUGCGCAGCCAAUACAGCUGAAAAUUAAAUGGUAUGUUAUUUGAAUAGUAUAAAUCAGAAAUUUGACAUCCAAUGUCCUCAAGUGGUGCGCUAAAUGGUAGCAAAACUGAUUCUGAAAUCGACAUCCGAGUUAUAAACCCUCAUUCAUUGCAACAACACACGUUACGUACAUUGUACUGCGUAUUGCGGUGAGGUCAUAGCCAUCUACGUGCGGUGCACACUACACUCGACCAUUGAAAGUAGCCGGAAGAAAAGCACCCACUGUGUACCGUGUGUUCCCCGGCCUAGCUAGCUAGCUCACGAGGCCGUGCGGCCGGGCAAGCUUCUCGUUCUGUGUGGCAUUGUCCGCCGGUGUUUGUGUGUAACGCCGGGCAUUUGCAUACAUUGACCGGCUAGCUAGAUCUUGUAGUUCUCGUCUUUUGGAUGAGUUUCGCUUGCUAUGGAGUGCCCACAUCUGGUGAACAGUGUGAAACAGGGAGUUGCUGCUUUGCCGGUCACUAGAAAAACCAAUAAUGGAGAGAUUUUGACAACUUGGGUUUGUGCAGGUUGCAGGUCCAGCAAAAGUCCCUGGAUGUGUUUAUCAUGUGGCAUCAUCGCUUGUGGACGGUAUGUCAACGGUCACGCCAAGAAACAUUACGAAGAGUGUCAACACAGUGUAUGCAUCAAUUGUGAAAACCUAAGUGUUUUUUGCUACGAAUGUGAUGAGUUUGUCGUGAACGACACAAAAGCCGGGGCAGUCCAACAAAUCAGGCAGAUCUUGCAAGACAUAGCUAGCGCUCAACUUGACAACAAACGACUAAAAAAUUCCAAAGAUCAUGUCAGCGAUGGAGACGAGGAAGGACCACCAAAGAAAAAACUAGCCACUAAUAAUACGAAACCUUCCAUUCCUGGUCUAAGAAACCUGGGCAACACGUGUUUCAUGAAUGCAGUACUUCAGUCCCUCAGUAACAUACACCAGUUUUGCUGCUACUUCAAAGAUCUGCCGGCUGUCGAGUUGAGGAAUGGCAAGUCGGCUGGCAAGCGAAUCUACAACACAAGAAACCUCAAGCAUGACGAUGUAUCUCUUGUGGAAGAGGUGAGGAAGACGCUGUGUGCUCUGUGGCAGGGUGGACAGUCCGCAAUCUCUCCAGACUCGCUCUUCUCCGUCAUGUGGAAAAUCUUUCCAAGAUUCAGAGGUUACCAGCAGCAGGACGCCCACGAGUUCAUGCGUUAUCUUCUAGACAGACUACACACUGAGCUGCAAGGUACCCUGUGGCCUGGUAACCCAAGACGACAGACGAACGGAACCAGUACUAUAGUGACUUUCAUGUUCGGCGGCCUGCUACUCAGUCAGGUCCAUUGUGUUGUGUGUGAAAGCUUCUACAAGAAGAUUGAUCCAUUCCUAGAUGUAUCGCUAGAUAUACCCCAGCGUUUCAGGUCUAGAAGCAAGUCAAAAGAUGGAUCGCGGCUAUGCCGGAUACAAGAUUGUCUACAGAGCUUCACAGAGGUUGAGGAGCUUGCCGAGUCUGAGCAUUACAUGUGUACAAACUGCCAGAAGAGACAACCCUCCACAAAGAAGUUCUGGUUUCGCAAGUUGCCUAAUGUACUGUGCAUGCACAUCAAGCGAUUUCAAUGGACCGGUUUCCUACGGAGUAAGAUUGAUGUCUUUGUUCAGUUUCCACUCAGGGGUCUUGAUCUAAGGCCAUACAUACUCAAACCAGAGGAAUCGCCAGACAGCGAGAGCACAAUUUAUGAUCUCAAAGCUGUGGUAAUUCAUCAAGGAUCUGGUGCUGGGUGUGGUCACUAUGUUGCCUUCGCUAAGAAUGACGGUCAGUGGUUUUGCUUCAACGACACGAGCGUAUCUCCAGUUCAGGAGGCGGCGGUGACGCGUUGCAAGGCGUACAUCCUCUACUACAUCCGCCGCAAGGCAACGCAAGACGACUGUUUCCAACUGGUCACCUCUCUACAGGAGGAAUUGUUAACGGAGCCAAGCGCAAGCCCCAGCCCCAGUAGUACUGCUAGCUAGAUAGAUUUUUUUUAAACCUCAAAGAGCAUUAUGUAAAAUCACCGGUAAUUGACAGAAAAUCACUGACAAAAGUUUUGGCCGCUCGAGCUGUGCAAAGCGUUGCUGGGGACUUGCUCAUUCAUACUGUUUUUCCCAAGUGGGAUGGGAGUAAAUUUGACAAAUUAAGGGCUUGACAAAAGUUUUGACUGCGAGCUGUGCAAAGUGUUUUGCUGGGGACUUCCUCACUCGUACCCUUUUUCCCAAGUCAGAGUAAAUUUCCCGAAUUCAUGGAUUCUUGAUUCUUGAUCCGGCUGGUGUGUAGUUGCCGUGCUCCAUUUUAAGCCAUAAUACGAUCGACACUGGGUUUUUUUUUUAAUCACAGAAUCACCAUUUUUGCUUCACAUUUGUAGCUAUGGACGAACAGCUCAGUGGGUUAAGGACUUGCAUGGUGUGGUUUAGCUGGCCGUUUGACCCCUCGUAACAGUUCAAUAUAUUCACCGAUGAUAAUCACUGUUGACAUUAAUUUAUAUGGUUCACACACAAACCUUAUAAAAUUACAGAGCAUCUUGUUUUUCUCUUCUCAUCCCUUUGACCCCAACGGUAUCACCCUCCCUUCUUGAGGUUCCUGAAAUGCCCCCUCUCAACACAUAGCUCAUUGUGCUGUGUACAGUCAACCCUGGUUAUGAACAGCACUGUUUUAAAUGCACUGGACACUAUUGGUAAUUACUCAAAAUAAUUGUUAGCAUCAACACUUACUUGGUAACAA
Messenger RNA from Asterias rubens (European starfish), 2816 nucleotides. RefSeq names its product ubiquitin carboxyl-terminal hydrolase 3-like. Gene Ontology annotation, cellular component: cytoplasm. Gene Ontology annotation, molecular function: zinc ion binding; cysteine-type deubiquitinase activity. The record is from RefSeq and is a predicted model, not a curated record. Bases 506 to 2071 code for a protein of 521 amino acids. Gene Ontology annotation, biological process: protein deubiquitination. The transcript has 15 exons. NCBI's taxonomy places the organism in Eukaryota, Metazoa, Echinodermata, Asteroidea, Forcipulatida, Asteriidae.